UACGCGGAUGCCGGCAAGAAUGUCUUCAACAUGGUGGUGGAAGUACCUCGAUGGACAAACGCGAAGAUGGAGAUUGCAACAAAGGAUCCCUUAAACCCAAUUAAGCAAGACGUUAAGAAAGGAAAACUGCGCUACGUAGCGAACGUGUUUCCCCAUAAAGGUUAUAUCUGGAAUUACGGUGCUAUCCCACAGACUUGGGAAGAUCCAGCUCACAAAGAUGAAAACACUGGCUGCUGUGGAGAUAACGAUCCGAUUGACGUGUGUGAAAUUGGAAGCAAGGUCUGCUCUCGAGGAGAAAUCAUCAAGGUGAAGGUGCUGGGCACGCUGGCUCUGAUUGAUGAGGGGGAGACAGACUGGAAGAUAAUUGCUAUCAAUGUUGAAGACCCUGAAGCAGGCAACUUUAAUGAUAUCAACGAUGUCCGAAGGCUGAAACCUGGAUACCUGGAAGCUACAGUGGACUGGUUCAGAAGAUACAAAGUACCUGAUGGAAAGCCAGAAAACCAGUUUGCUUUUAAUGGUGAAUUUAAAGACAAGGAUUUUGCGGUGAAUGUCAUCAAAAACACUCAUGAACACUGGAAAGCUUUAAUAGCAAAGAAGACUGACGGUGGGGAGAUCAACUGCACAAACCUGACGGUGUCCGACAGCCCUUUCUGCUGUAGCCAAGAGUGUGCAAAAGCUACUGUGGAUGCAGCACCGCCGAGUAAAGCUGCCAACCCCAUCCCGCCCGAAGUUGACAAGUGGUUCUACUACCAGAAGAACUAAGGCCUGAAGAUGGGUGGGGAGGCGGCCGUGUCCUUCCCACCAAGGAGCCGCCACACGCAGGAAAAACGGCAAGAGGACCUGGCCUCCAACUUUCCCCAUUAGAAUUACCUGUCUAGCAGUGAUGUGUCCGCUCCGUCGGGGUCCUGUGGAGGCUAAAAGACGUAAUUUAUAAAACCCCCCGCGCCCCGCUUGUGCGUGGCCGUAGGCUGUGCUCUGUAAAUGGCCGCAGGAGAUGGUACGUGUAUGGAUGCUAGAAAUAAAUAAAUAAAUCGGAAAAACCUACCGAAACCCA
Messenger RNA from Calidris pugnax (ruff), 1054 nucleotides. It is a transcript of the gene PPA1, whose product is annotated as pyrophosphatase (inorganic) 1. Bases 31 to 762 code for a protein of 243 amino acids. Gene Ontology annotation, cellular component: cytoplasm; extracellular exosome. The record is from RefSeq and is a predicted model, not a curated record. Lineage: Eukaryota; Metazoa; Chordata; Aves; Charadriiformes; Scolopacidae. The transcript is spliced from 10 exons. Gene Ontology annotation, molecular function: magnesium ion binding; inorganic diphosphate phosphatase activity. Gene Ontology annotation, biological process: phosphate-containing compound metabolic process.